AUGGAUAACUUCUCAUGGGGUAACACCCGUAUUGUCGUCGAAGAGAAUGCUGGAAAGAGAAAACUCAAGGUUGACCCUAAUGAGGUAUUUGAUCCACGAAGUGUUCCAUUAGAAUCAUGGCAGUCUUAUGCCAAUAGAAACAACUUACCUGGCGAAGAAAGAAGAAUUGUGUUUGAUGACCGCAAGGGACGUGUCAUCAAUAAUGUUGAAUAUACCGACUACGGGUAUGACAUGCAAGACCUGUCUGCCCGAAAGAGUGUCAUGUUUGACGCAGCUACUGAGACUAGAUCUACUAGACCAUUCUCUCAAUUUAGCAUGGACAUUAACAGAGUGGGCACUCCGACAACUGCUGUUGGUGGUGAAGCUAGAAGCUUGCGACUAUCAUUAGCACCUACAGAACUUUUGGAUGACCAAGCUCAAUUUGAUGAGCAUCGCGAAGUUCAAGUUCGGGAAACAAUCAAGACGGUCUUGAGAGGUGCUGAUCUUGACACUAUGACCAAAAGACAACUUCGACAAAAGGUUGAGGACAUUCUUGGAAUGGACUUCGUUGGCAAUAAGGUGGCUGCUGUGGAUAGACUAAUAGACGAAGAGCUUGAGAGCAUGGAGAAUGAAGAGUCAGAAAUACCAGAACACCCACCAGCAGAUUUAAUUUCUACUGCCCCAGAAAAUGAGGUCGUUAAAGAUGGACCUCCCUCACCUAACAUUCCAUAG
This is a messenger RNA of Sugiyamaella lignohabitans, 711 nucleotides long. Its product is annotated as chitin synthase 6. Lineage: Eukaryota; Fungi; Ascomycota; Dipodascomycetes; Dipodascales; Trichomonascaceae. The transcript has a single exon. The record is from RefSeq and is a predicted model, not a curated record. The coding region runs from base 1 to 711 and encodes 236 amino acids.